Messenger RNA from Pyricularia grisea, 876 nucleotides. RefSeq lists its product as uncharacterized. Gene Ontology annotation, biological process: sulfate assimilation. The record is from RefSeq and is a predicted model, not a curated record. Lineage: Eukaryota; Fungi; Ascomycota; Sordariomycetes; Magnaporthales; Pyriculariaceae. Gene Ontology annotation, molecular function: adenylylsulfate kinase activity; ATP binding. The transcript has 2 exons. Bases 150 to 776 code for a protein of 208 amino acids.
CCAAUUCAAAAAAAAAAAAAGACAAAAGAAAAUCAUAUUCAUAGAGAGUCUCACCAAUUCUCGAUAUUGUAAUACCCUGUUAAAACCCUUCAACCGUUGAUCCUCUAAUUCAAAAAAACAAAAACAAAAACAAAAAAACAAAAAAAAUCAUGGCAACCAACAUCACUUGGCACGACGGCCUGACGCGCCGUGAGCGCAACCAGCUGCGGGGCCAGCGCGGCUUCACAAUCUGGUUCACGGGGCUGUCGGCGUCUGGCAAGUCGACGGUGGCGACGGCGCUGGAGCAGCACCUUUUGCACCUGGGCCUGGCCGCGUACCGGCUGGACGGCGACAACGUCCGGUUCGGGCUCAACAAGGACCUGGGCUUCUCGGAAAAGGACCGCAACGAAAACAUCCGCCGGAUCGCCGAGGUGGCCAAGCUGUUUGCCGACAGCUCCGUCGUGGCCCUAACGUCCUUCAUCUCGCCGUACCGCGCCGACAGGCAGACUGCCAGGGAGCUGCACGUUCAGGCAGCGCAAAAGGGAGACGAGCCGCUCGAGUUCGUCGAGGUCUACGUCGACAUCCCCAUCGAGGUCGCCGAGCAGCGCGACCCCAAGGGUUUGUACAAGAAGGCCCGCGCCGGGGAGAUCAAGGAGUUCACCGGCAUCUCGGCCCCGUACGAGGCACCCGAGAACCCUGAGAUCAUCAUAAAGACCCAUGAGAACUCGGUCGAGGAGUGUGUGGCUCAGAUUGUCAAGUGGCUGCAGGAGAAGGGUCUAAUCAAGGCUACCCCUUGAGUUUGGUCCGCCAGAAAAAGAGAAAAAAAAAAAAAAAAAAACGGCUUGCCCGAUGAAAUGUAUCCAAGUUAGAGAUGCAAACCUCAUAGCCUAGCCUGAU